UAAGACCCUUCUUUCUCCUUUCCCUUGAAGAGUGCCGGAGCUGAGCAGCCAGGUCAAACAAGCUGUCAUCCCCGCUCAGCCUGUGGGGCUGAUGCAGCGGAGGGCUCAGUUGCUAGGGACCCUGUAGGCUUUGGAGCAAGCACACCGGCUAAUCCCAUGCAGGCAAUGGGGACCAUCCGGCUGGGGAGAAGGGCUGUGAUGUACACAGUGGAAACCAUUCCUAAAGGGAAGAACCGAGUGCUGGGGACCAUCCAGAUCAUGACUGGCUUCAUACAUAUUAGCUUUGGGAUCAUUCUCAGCACCUUGACCAGUGUAUAUACCUCAUUCUUUGUGUCUGGAGAGAUCCCCUUCUUGGGAGGAGCAUCCUACAUCGUCUCUGGAUGCCUCUCCAUUGGUGCUGAGAAGAGCCCCACAGAAUGUGCAGUGAAGGGCUCACAAGCCAUGAAUAUCAUCAGUGCCAUCUUUGCGUUACUUGGAAUACUGACUUUUAUAGUAGAUCUGAGCAUAAAUGGGCCAUUUUACUCUGAAGAUAACCAUCACUAUUCCUUGGUCAUGACGGGCAACAGGAUUGCCAUUGUGUUGCUGACAUUCACUAUCCUGGAAUUUUGCAUCGCAUCUGCCACUGCCUAUUUUUGGUGCCGGGCAACCCGCUCUGACUCCAAUGAGGCCAUAUUGAUCGAACCAAACACUAUUAGGACAGAUGCUGAGAUCCCUUCCAUAGAGUCAUCUGCAAAUUAUCCACCAAAUUCCAAUGAUGUAAGUUAUGAUCUAAAAGUAGAGACUGUGUAGAAGACUCAAGGAGAAACAUGUAAGAAGGAAUUACACCUCUUUUGAGGUAAACAAAAAAGCUGGCCCUUUUCCUGCAUGACAGAUUUCCUUCAAGUACUGCCUAGCUGCCAGGCCAGUGAGGCCAAAGGGGCUACCUCUUGUCUUUCUCCACUACAGACUCAGUAUGAGAUCAAGAAACACGUGGCUCGAUAUGCUCUGCCUUGG
Euleptes europaea (tarantolino) is the source of this 993-nucleotide messenger RNA. RefSeq names its product membrane-spanning 4-domains subfamily A member 12-like. The transcript is spliced from 6 exons. Gene Ontology annotation, biological process: cell surface receptor signaling pathway. Gene Ontology annotation, cellular component: plasma membrane. The coding region runs from base 157 to 789 and encodes 210 amino acids. Lineage: Eukaryota; Metazoa; Chordata; Lepidosauria; Squamata; Sphaerodactylidae. The record is from RefSeq and is a predicted model, not a curated record.